This is a messenger RNA of Macroventuria anomochaeta, 3531 nucleotides long. RefSeq lists its product as uncharacterized. The coding region runs from base 52 to 3531 and encodes 1159 amino acids. Gene Ontology annotation, molecular function: protein binding; ADP binding. NCBI's taxonomy places the organism in Eukaryota, Fungi, Ascomycota, Dothideomycetes, Pleosporales, Didymellaceae. The record is from RefSeq and is a predicted model, not a curated record. The transcript is spliced from 7 exons.
GCUGCUGCACCCACUCUACUUGGACGAUGGGCGCUGCGCCUGCAAGUGAACAUGGACAUGGCGCACGACGACACCAACGUCAGCGGGCUCACGUUUUGGUCUGGCGAGUCGACGCCUGAGGCACCCUACGACGUCGACAUCGUAGCCGUGCAGGGACUAGGCGCGCAUUGGUUCUACACCUGGGUCAGGAAGGUCCCGGCCGUAGAGACAGAGGAGAGGACAAAGGAGAGGACAAGAGUCAAGACGUUUAGCCGGCUGUUUGGGAAGAAAGGUAAAUCGCUGGACGAUAAUGGAGGCUGCAACACAAGGGAGGUGAUGUGGCCGCGGGACCUCCUGGUGCCGGCGUUCAGCAACGCGCGGGUCGCUACGUACAACUAUCAGUCGGACUGGAGAGACCGGCAGGUGAAUACAAGUCUGCGGGAGUGCGGGCAGCAGCUGCUGGAGGUGCUGCUCCAGCAUCGACAGAGUGCGAGUGAACGACGGAGACCGCUUGUUUUGAUCGGCCACAGCCUGGGAGGUCUUGUCAUCCAGCAGGCGCUCGUUAUCGCUGUCCACGGGUCCCGCUACACCGACCUUCGUCUCUCGAUCGCAGGCAUCGUCUUUCUAGGCACGCCGUUCCAGGGUAGUAAGGAGGCAGCAUACGCGCAAUGGCCGGCGAAGCUCAUCCGGCUGCAAGAGGAUGAGCGCCACGGGUACACGCUACUGGAGACACUGCAAAAAGACUGCGCGAGUCUGCGCGACUUGUUAAUAGACUUCUGGCGCAGCUAUGGCAAGUAUGACAUGACGUGCUUCUACGAGAAGAGGCCGGCUAAAUACGGACUUGUAAGCAGACAGUUUGUGAGCACGCAGUCCGCUACGCUCGUCGGGCAGAAGAUGAUAUACAUGGACGCCGACCAUUCUGGGCUGAACAAGUUCAGCGGCGUGGAUGACAGAAACUUCAUGCUGCUCCUGCCAGAGCUGCGCAGGAUGAUUAAGGACAGUGGCUCUGUGGUGGCGGAUCGGUACCGCAGCAAAGAUGCUGGCCCAGCUGGCAAUGUGCACUGGAUGGUGCCGCGCGCGGUAAACAGUCUGUUCACAGGGCGCAGCGAAGUCGUGGAGCGAAUGCAGAGCGCCCUGCGCAACAAUGGUCCAGACGCGACAAAGCAGAAGCGAGUAGUCAUCACUGGCAUAGGGGGCAUGGGCAAGAGCGAGGUGUGCCUUAAGGUUGCCAAUCUGAUGCGAGAACACUUCUGGGGUGUGUUUUGGGUGAAUGUAGGCAGCGGGUCGACCGCUAAGAACGACUUUCUAGCUGUCGCUAAGGCGCUCGGAUCGGCUGCGGAGAGCGUGGACGAGGGGCUCGAAGCGCUCGCCAACACCAAGAAGCGCUGGCUAUUGGUCCUGGACAACGCUGACGAGGUCGACGUGGACUACGCACGCUACAUACCGUCUGGGGUGCAGGGCGCGGUCAUCGUAACGUCGCGCAACCCACAGUGCAGCCGGUACAGCACGGGGCUUGCAGAAGCGCUCGAGGGCCUGGACGCAGAGCACUCGACGCUGCUGCUGCUCAAGGCUGCUCGAGUGCCGGAAGAGGCUUGGCGGUCGUGCGAGACGCAGGCGCAGGCACAGGACAUUGUGCGCCUGCUGGGAUCGCACACACUUGCGCUGAUCCAGGCUGGCGCGUACGUAGCCGAAGGGUACUGUCAACUGACCGAGUAUCCCAAGAAGUAUCAGCAGCAUCGCAAGCGGCUGCUUGAACACCAUCCAGAGCAGGAGCAGUCGCGGUAUCGAGACGUGUUCGCUACGUUUGAGGCAUCUGCGGAUGCUCUUGAGCGUUCUGGCAGCCAGGACAGACAGGAUGCGCUAAAUCUACUUGCGGUGCUAUGUAUGCUGCACUCAGGCAUGCUUCCGCUUGAGGCGUUCGAGGAUGCAUGGCGAAGGGCGUGUCGCGUGCUCGAAGCCUCGUCCGCUGAAAAGGAUGGAACGGACAAAUCCGACAAGAUGGGUGAGCUCGGACGAUGGCACGUUGCGCAGCUGCCCGACUUCAUUGAUACAGAAGCGGACGAGUGGGACGACUAUCGCCUCAAGAAAGCCAGAGCCCGCCUCGUAUCACUGUCGCUGGUGACGAUGCAUACAUUGGGUGACGGCAGCGGCGGGCUGUCAAUGCAUCCGCUGGCGCACGCGUGGGCGAAGGACCGGCUGGAGAAGGAGCGGCAGCAGCAGGCGUGGGUGACUGCAGGAUGCGUGCUUGCAUUGUCACGAGGGCGGACAAAGCUGUGGCAGGUGCGCGAGAGGGAGCUGCGGCCGCAUGUGCAGUCCUUUCUGUCGCCCAGCGUGCAGACGAUGAUCUCGUGUGGACCGCAGAUGGGGGUGCUGACCGUCUUGCUGCAGUGCGGCUGGGCGCUGAACACGAUGAGAGAAGACGCCAGGCUUGAGCAGCUCCUGGCCGGCAUCUACCAGGCACUGGACAUAACCCCGUCUAAUCCGACAACGGAGCACGUGCCGAUAUGGGACCUGGCGGCGAGGAACCUUGGAUACAUGGGCCACGCGAGGGAGGCAGUGAAGCUGCUGGAGCACGUCGUCAAGAUCAAAGAGACUACGCUGGACGAGCGUCACCCGUCUCGGCUGGCAUCGCAGCACGCGCUUGCCAUUGCAUACGGGGACAACGGGCAGACAAGAGAGGCAGUAGAGCUGCUGGAGCACGUCGUCAAGAUCUACAAGACUACGCUGAACGAGCGUCACCCUGACCGGCUGGCAUCGCAGCACGAGCUUGCCAGUGCAUACGGGGCCAACGGGCAGACAAGAGAGGCAGUAGAACUGCUGGAGCACGUCGUCAAGAUCUACAAGACUACGCUGGACGAGCGUCACCCGUCUCGGCUGGCAUCGCUGCAUGCGCUUGCCAUUGCAUACAGGGCCAACGGGCAGACAAAAGAGGCAGUAAAGCUGCUGGAGCACGUCGUCAAGAUCCACAAGACUACGCUGGACGAGCGUCACCCUGACCGGCUGGCAUCGCAGCACGAGCUUGCUGGUGCAUACAGGGCCAACGAGCAGACGAGCGAGGCAGUAGAGCUGCUGGAGCACGUCGUCAAGAUCGAAGAGACUACGCUGGACGAGUGUCACCCAUCUCGGCUGGCAUCGCAGCACACGCUUGCCAUUGCAUACAGGGCCAACGGGCAGACGAGAGAGGCAGUAAAGCUGCUGGAGCACGUCGUCAGGAUCAAAGAGACUACGCUGGACGAGCGUCACCCGUCUCGGCUGGCAUCGCAGCACACGCUUGCCAUUGCAUACAGGGCCAACGGGCAGACGAGAGAGGCAGUAGAACUGCUGGAGCACGUCGUCAAGAUCCAAGAGACUACGCUGGACGAGCGUCACCCGUCUCGGCUGGCAUCGCUGCACGUACUUGCCAGUGCAUACGGGGACAACGGGCAGACAAGAGAGGCAGUAGUGCUGCUGGAGCACGUCGUCAAACUCAAAAGAGUCACUAUGGCGGAGACCCAUCCAUCUCGACUCGUGUCAGAGCGUUCAUUGUUGCACUACCGGAGGACACUAAAGUAG